Molecule: messenger RNA, 1656 nt
Organism: Fundulus heteroclitus (mummichog)
Lineage: Eukaryota; Metazoa; Chordata; Actinopteri; Cyprinodontiformes; Fundulidae
Product: alpha-N-acetylgalactosaminide alpha-2,6-sialyltransferase 1
Exons: 9
Coding region: 165-1472 (435 amino acids)
Molecular function (GO): sialyltransferase activity
Source: RefSeq, a predicted model, not a curated record
CACACUACUGGUCUGACUUAUCUGACAGGCAUGAAUUUGGUGUCUUUCCUGUUAUGAGCUGGUGCGUAUAAUGUCAGUUACAAGGACUUCGUCUUUACGGAAUCAUCAAAAAGCCGACUCCUUGUUGAUAUUCAGCCGAGCAGCAGAAACUCCACUUUUCAGCGAUGAUUGGUCGAUCGACUAAACUUUAUUCAUUGGUGCUCUUGAUAUCCAUCACCAUCAUCUUUUUUUUUCUGUUCCUGGAAAAUUCAGCAGAGAAAAAACAUUUCAAUUAUAGAUGGAUGACCAUCUCAGAAACAAACAGAGCCAAGAAAAUAUACAAGAUUUUGAAAAUUGAUAAAUUAUGGCAAACGAAUGGAAAUUUGACUUCGACAACAGCAACGAAUCUGACAACUGGCCAAGCGACAACCAUUGCUCCUGAAAAGCCGAUUCCCGUGAUUAUGAAAAAAUAUUUCAAGAAGCUUCCUGAUUGGAGCUUCGAGGAUAUUUAUAACUUGGAUGCUCCACCUAGACCAAUGACAUGUCCGCAGUCUCUGCGUAAUUCCAAGGACGAGGACUUCCAGAAAGCUUUCCUUCCCAACAUACGCAUGUUUCUGCACAAGGACAACUUCAACAUCAGAGAGUGGAACCGGCUUUCACAUUUUAACAAUCCUUUUGGUUUUAUGGAUAUGAAAUAUGAUGAUGUAAUGCCUGUAGUGAAGCUGAUCUCAAAGCCAAAAGAACCGCUGCUCCUUCCAAAACCAGGAGGGGAUGGCUGUGUGCACUGUGCCGUGGUGGGGACAGCAGGCAUCAUGAACGGCUCAAAAAUGGGCGCUGAGAUUGAUGCUCAUGACUACGUGAUACGGAUGAAUGCUGCUGUAGUCAACGGUUUCGAGGAAGAUGUCGGGAGGAGAACAUCAGUUUAUGUUCACACGGCUCAUUCCAUCACAUCAGCCCCUAUUUUUUACAACAAGUUUGGAUACAAAGCUGCCCCACAUGAUGAGGGUAUAAAGUACGUCAUGAUUCCUGAGGGCUUGAGGGACUUCCAAUGGCUCAACGCUGUUAUCAAGGGAGAAAGAGUCUCUGAAGGGCAAUAUCGCAAUUGGAACGCCAGACCCUACUAUUCGGGACAGUACAAUGAGACCCGCUUCUAUGUCCUGCACCAGGACUUUCUGCGAUACAUACGAAACAGGUUUCUAAAAUCAAACAAUCUUAAUCGAGGGUUCUGGGCCAUUGUCCGUCCAACCAAUGGGGCGUUCGCUCUCUUUACGGCUCUGCACAUCUGUGACACUGUGAGUGCAUAUGGAUUCAUGACAGAAGACUACAGAAAAUACUCCAACUACUAUUUUCAAAAGUACUUGAAGACCAAUGUGGUUUUCUACGCCAACCACGACUACAUUAUGGAGAAGAAUUUGUGGAAGAGCCUCCACGACAAAAAAAUAAUGAAGCUGUUUCAAAGAACUGUAUCAGAGGAAAAGCCGGAAAAUACAUAACGCACCAAGAAUGAGUCAAAGGCAAACUGUUUACCAUCCUGAUCAGGAAUAUUAAAAACAGAAUAACUUUGCUGCAUAACGAGCACUUUAAGAACAUUUUGGUUACUUGUACAGCAUAUUUAGAGGACUGUCCUUGAAAGGUCAUAUUUUCAUGUAAAAAAUAAAUAAAUCUGAAGACCGAGAA